Trypanosoma grayi is the source of this 1227-nucleotide messenger RNA. RefSeq lists its product as hypothetical. The coding region runs from base 1 to 1227 and encodes 408 amino acids. The transcript has a single exon. The record is from RefSeq and is a predicted model, not a curated record. NCBI's taxonomy places the organism in Eukaryota, Euglenozoa, Kinetoplastea, Trypanosomatida, Trypanosomatidae.
AUGGCCCGUCGCAAGUGGGGCCAGCGAACGUGGUCGCCAACAUCAUCAGGGGGCGGCGCCGCGCCGACGAAUGGUGUCAGUGCGCAAGAGGCGCUGCAGAUUGCGUACCGCCCGAUGCCGCCGUCGCAGACGGUUGAGUACGAGGAGGAUUUCGGUCACAACUUGAUGAUCCACCGUGAAUUCAUUUCCAAGCGGCACCGGGACCGCAUGAGUUUCGACAUGAGCGCGCUGGCGUACAGCGAGGUGGAGCUGCGCCGCGGCCGGCAGCAUCUCGCCGGCGUCAUGAACCGCGAGCGGCGUGGCGUCAGCGUUGGUGCUUCUGCCGCCCCCGCCGACCUGGUGCAGAUGCAGACGGACGUUGACCCGAACACGCGGGAGGUGGUGAGUGCGCGCUACCUCUUCAACGAGCGGCGCAUGCAGUUCUGUGACCGCUUUCAGAACUUCUUCCGCGAGCGGCUGGAGAGGGAGGCGACGGACGCGCAGCAUCUCUUCUCGCUGAUGGAGGCGUGCGCGGUGAUUUACGGGUGCGAGACGGACGCCGCGCGGGAAGCGUACUUCCACAUGUUCCUAGGCCUCGACCUCGACACGCUCGAGGCGGAGGAAGAGGCGCUGCGCAGCCGCAUAGCAGAAGCGAAACUCGUGCAGCAGACCCUCACGAUGGAAAGUGAAGAGCCUGGAAGCGACACAACGCUGCUGCAGCACACAAACACCGCCAGUAAUAAAGGCAGCGACGGCGGCAGCAGCAACGAGGACGCCAUCAUCGCCUCGGUUCCUGAACUUUCCCUCUUUGAUGAUCCCGACGAGGCGCCGCAGGGUGCAGCGGGAUCGAGUGCGGCGCCGCGCUCUGCUAUCCAGCUGCCGGAAGAGUUUGAGGAGUACGCGCCGCUCUACAAGGCGUACCUCGCGCACGCGAGGGGUGAGAGCCGCAUCGCGUCGUACGAUGUGUCGACGUUGGGCUCAACAGGCGUAACGUUGGAGCGCCGUCGCUGGCGUGCGCUGAUGGAGAAGAUAGUGAAAGAGGAUUAUCACACCAUGACGGAGACGGAGCAGAUGGAUGCGCUUGUUCUCAAUGAGCAGCUUCACACCGUGAAGUUCUUUGACCUAAAGGUGGGCGACACCGUGCGAGAGAUUCUGCAGCUGCUGCAGCGCGAGACGGGUGGCGGCUCUUCGGUGAACCGUGACACACCGCUUCACGUCUCGCCCAAUCACCCGGAGAGGCGAGUGUGA